GCUCUUCCUUAAACGGUACAAGGAAAAAGAUAAGCAACAUAUUUUGGUUAUAAUAUUUAGUUAUAGUAUAUGCCACAAAGACAUUAUUCAUGCACACCAAAAUGUUAUCAGUUUUUAUAAAUAUGAUAUUUAUUAAUGUCACUUGCAGUCCUGAAAUCUAUCUCUAAAAUGAGUGUUGAUAAGGAGAGCUGUAAGGGGGAUGUUCAGUACCAGAGAGCACCAUGUCAGGAGCCCAGCUGUGUGUCUAUGAAGAGUGAGAACUCAAUGUAUCAAGCCCAUGAAUUCAGGAAUGAAGCAGUGACCUCUGACACCAGAAUGAGACAGACAGCAGCAUCUCCAGUAUCCAGCUGUGUGUCUAUGAAGAGUAAUGACUCCAUUGUUCAGCCUCCUAAUCUCAGUAAUGGAACAGUGACAUCUAACCCUGUUGAUGAACACAAUGAUCUGGUGAAAUCUGUGAAUCAUCUGACCUGCACUUCCUUAGUGGAGACCAACAUCAGGCACCAGAGAAUCAAAGACACUCACAAAACAUGCAUGAAGAACAAAUAUGAGAGCUUAUUUGAAGGAAUCAAAUUACAAAAGAAUCAAACUUUGCUAAACAGAAUCUACACACAGCUCUACAUCACAGAAGGAGAGAGUGAAGGAGUGAACGAAGAACAUGAGGUUGUACAGAUGGAGAAAAUACAGAGACCACAACAGUCACAAGACACUCCAAUCCACUGCAAUGACAUCUUUAAACCCUUACCUGAACCAGGAUGUGAGGAGAAAGAGCAAAUCAAGACUGUUCUUACUAAAGGCAUCGCUGGAAUUGGAAAAACCGUCUCUGUGCAGAAGUUCAUUCUGGAUUGGGCCGAGGGAAAAGCCAAUCAGGAUGUAGAUUUCAUGUUUGUGCUUCCAUUUCGAGAAUUGAACUUGAUUAAAGAUCACCAGUACAGUCUUCACAGACUUCUGCUGGACUUUCAUCCUGAACUUCAAGUUCUGGACUCUAAGAUUUAUGAUGAAUGUAAAGUUGUCUUCAUCUUUGAUGGUCUAGACGAAAACAGAAUUACACUGUUUUCACACAGACAGAACGUUUCUGAUAUUGCUGAAAUUUCACCAGUGGGUGUAUUGAUAACAAACCUCAUCAAAGGAGAUCUUCUUCCAUCCUCUCACAUCUGGAUCACCUCCAGAUCAGCAGCAGCCAAACUGAUCCCCUCCACAUACAUAAACCGUGUGACAGAAAUUCAGGGAUUCAGUGACCCUCAGAAGGAGGAAUAUUUCAGGAAGAGAAUCAGUGAUGAGCAUCAAGCCAGCAGAAUCAUCUCACAUAUCAGAAGGGCAAGAAGCCUCCACAUCAUGUGCCACAUUCCCGUCUUCUGCUGGAUCUCAGCCACUGUGCUUCAAAACAUCCUAAAACACAAUGACAGUGCAGAAAUCCCUAAAACUCUGACUGAAAUGUAUAUACAUUUCUUGCUCAUUCAAAUAAAUACAAAGAAUCAGAAAUAUGAAGAGGACAAUCUAGAGAAGCUCCUACAGUCAUAUAGAGAAAUGAUUGUGAAACUUGCUGAACUGGCUUUUAAACAGCUGAUGAAGGGCAAUGUGAUGUUCUAUGAGGAGGACCUGAUUGAGAGCGGCAUAGACGUCACUGACGCCACAGUGUAUUCUGGGAUUUGCACUGAGAUCUUUAAGGAGGAAUCUGUGAUUCAUCAGAGAAAAGUUUAUAGCUUCAUACAUCUGAGCUUUCAGGAGUUUCUUGCUGCUUACUUUGUGUUUCACUCAUAUAUCGCUAAGAACAUGCAAACAUUGAACACUUUUGAAUGGUUCGGGUUUAGGAAGAUCUCACUUUCUGAAAUAUUACUAUCAGCAGUUGACCAAACCCAGUGGAGUAAAGAUGGACACCUGGAUCUGUUCCUGCGGUUCCUACUGGGCAUCUCGCUGGAGUCCAAUCAGAGACUCCUACAGGGUUUUCUGAGAUACACAGAGAAAAGCUCAGAGAGCAUCAGGAACACCACUCAGUACAUUAAAAGCACAAUCAGAGCUAAUGAUGCUUUUUCAGCUGACAGAUCCAUCAAUCUGUUCCUCUGUCUGCUGGAAGUGAAUGAUCUGACUCUUUACAAAGAGAUUAAAGACUUCGUGAAAUCAACACUCAAAGACAAACACUCAAAGAAUAAACUCUCUGCUGCUCACUGUUCAGCAAUAGCUUACAUGCUUCAAAUGUCAGAGGAGGUGCUGGAUGAGCUUGACCUCAAGAAAUACAACACAACAGAGGAAGGUAUAAGAAGACUGAUACCAGCUGUGAACAACUGCAGAAAAGCUAUACUGGCAAUCUGUAAUCUCACUGAUCAAUCCUGCAAAGGCUUGGCCUCAGUGCUUCAAUCAUCAAACUCAUCACUGAGAGAGCUGGACCUGAGUAACAAUGACCUGCAGAAUUCAGGAGUGAAAUUUCUCUGUGCUGGACUGAAGAGUUCAAACUGUACACUGAAGACACUGAGAUUAUCUGGCUGUAUGGUGACAGAGGAAGGCUGUUGUUAUCUGGCUUCAGCUCUGAGGUCAAACCCCUCACACCUGAGAGAACUGGAUCUGAGCUACAAUCACCCAGGCGACUCUGGAGUGAAGCUGCUCUCUGAUCUAUUGGAGGAUCCACACUGUAAACUGGAGAAACUCAAUGUGGAUCAUGCUGGAGAGGUCAUGACUACAGCAGGACUACGCAAGUAUGCCUGUGAUCUCACACUGGAUCCAAACACAGUAAACAUCCAUCUCUGUCUGUCUGAGCAGAACAGAAAGGUUACACGUUUGGAGGAGUUGCAGUCAUAUCUUGAUCAUCCAGAGAGAUUUGAUUACUUUCCUCAGGUUGUGUGUAGAGAGAGUAUGUCGGGACGGUACUACUGGGAGGUCGAAUGGAGCGGGUGGAGGGGGGCUGUUAUAUCAGUGGCACAUAAAGGAAUGAACAGGAAAGGAGGAAGUGAUGAUUGUAGAUUUGGAUUCAAUGAAAAGUCCUGGAGCCUUGAUUGCUCUGAUGAGAUUUUCACUGUCUGGCACAAUAAAAAAAGCAGUGACAUACACAUCCCAUUCUCCUCUAAGAGAGUAGGAGUGUUUCUGGACUGGCAGGAUGGCACUCUGUCCUUCUAUAGCGUCUCUGACACACACACACUCACACACUUACACACAUUUUACUCCACAUUCACUGAACCCCUCUGUGCUGGAUUUAGGGUUUUUAUUGACUCUUCAGUGUCUUUGUGUCAGAUUCAACAGCCUCCACACAGUGCUAAUCUUGUCAGUGAAGUUUCAUUAAAGACAGAAAAUGAAAAUUAUGACAACAAUUAAACAGUUUUAAUUUUAUAU
Messenger RNA from Sinocyclocheilus grahami, 3318 nucleotides. Its product is annotated as protein NLRC3-like. The transcript has 7 exons. The coding region runs from base 136 to 3300 and encodes 1054 amino acids. NCBI's taxonomy places the organism in Eukaryota, Metazoa, Chordata, Actinopteri, Cypriniformes, Cyprinidae. Gene Ontology annotation, molecular function: protein binding. The record is from RefSeq and is a predicted model, not a curated record.